ACUGGCUAUAUUAUAUUUCUCAUUUGGCUGGAACCAAAACCAACAAACACCGUCAGUCAAAUUGACAACGUUAGACUUGAAAACACCCUCGGUUUCAUAUUUCAUUCAUCUCAACGUCACAUUCACACGCAUCACUUCAUCGCCACCAUUCCUUUUUUAUGUGGUGAUUCCUCUCCAAACCCAUUGCCUCUUCCAAACUCUCAUUAUCCCUUCCCAUCCACCAAUACUAUUACUCCCUCGCCACCGCCAUUGGCCCCAUCAUCCAACGCCGUCGUUUAGCAUCUCCCACACACCCCUUAUCCUUUUCUCCCUCUCAUUCUUCGCCAAAUUUCUCAUUUUUUCUUCUCCUCAAAUAUUCUGCACCCCCUUUAACUUUUCUUAGGAGCUGAAAAGGGUUUGCCUUUGGGGGUGCCCUUCUACUUUUUUUUCUUUUUUUUCUUUUUCCCUUUUUUUCCCCCUUUGUUGUUAUGGCUUUGUCACUGUCUUUUUAUGAUAUGUUGGAAAACCCUGCAAUAUUGGGUUGGUGCACCGCUAUUGGAAUGUUUUUUAGUCCUCUUUGGGUAGCAUUUUUCGUUGGGGUUGUAGUGGGAUGGUUGUGGAAACCUGAAUGGGCGAGGUUGGGGAAGAGAAAGUUAACUACUUCCCUUGCAAAAUCCUUGGAUUUUGCUUCACCCUCCUCGGCUUCUUCGCCUUCAAAGUCUAUAGCGUCUCCUAUGAAGACUUGUUCUUCCUCUCCUUGCCUUAAUUCCAUUAAAAUGCAAACUCCAAACCUAGAAUCUUUGGCCCUCAAAAAAGGGGUGGAUAAAAAGGCUUCCUCAUCUUCCUCACCCGUCAAAUUCGCAAGUUCUGUCAGUUCACCCAAAUCCAGCGAGGAAACAUCUGAUGCUGUGACAAUGGCGGAUUUACAUCAUCUAUGGCAGCUUGUGGAAGAGAAAGAUGGAGGCCUUCCUUGGAUACAGAUGAUGGAUCGUUCUACCCCUUCCAUGAGUUACAAAGCGUGGCGUAGAGAGCCAAAGGAUGGUCCUCCCCAAUAUAGAAGCAGUACUAUUUUUGAGGAUGCUACUCCUGAGAUAGUAAGGGACUUGUUUUGGGAUGAUGAGUUUCGACCUAGAUGGGAUGACAUGCUUGCAAACUCCUCAACUAUUGAAGAGUGUCCCACUACUGGUAUCAUGAAAGUGCAGUGGAUACGGAAGUUUCCCUUUUUCUGUAAAGAUAGAGAAUAUAUAAUUGGUCGGAGAAUAUGGGAAUCUGGAAGACAUUACUAUUGUGUGACCAAGGGAGUAGAUUGUCCUUCAAUGCCCAAAAGAGAUAAACCUAGACGUGUUGAUGUGUAUUACUCUAGUUGGUGCAUUAGAGCAGUGGAGUCAAAGAGAGGUACUGGUCAGUUAACUGCCUGUGAAGUUUUACUCUUCCAUCAUGAAGAAAUGGGCAUUCCAUGGGAAAUUGCAAAGCUUGGAGUAAGGAAAGGAAUGUGGGGAACUGUUCAGAAGAUUGAGCCUGGUUUGCGAGCCUAUCAAGAAGCAAGAGCUUCUGGUGCAGCACUCUCUCAUUCAGCCUUUAUGGCCCAAGUUAACACAAAAAUAAGUCCUGAAUACCUUCAAUCCAUUGGAGCUGAUGACAAUUCAGGGGAGAAUGAAAGUGUUGUUGCUUCUGAGAAACCACAGGGAUUGAACGUACCCAAGAUGCUAGUCAUUGGUGGUGCUAUUGCUCUUGCUUGUAGUCUUGAUAGGGGACUGGUGACCAAGUAUGUUCUAUUUGGUGUUGCUAGAAGAUUUGCCAAUAUAGGAAAAAGAUAGUUAAAAAUAGAGGUGGAGCAUUGUCUUGAAUGCCAUUCUUUUGAACGAUCCACAUUAGUAUUACCCUUUGUAGUUGUGUUAUUAUGACUUGAAAAUUUAGAGGUUCUUUUGUGGACGAAAUAAUAUACUACAAAAAUAAAAUCAAGUGUAAUGAGAAAGUUCCGGGUUGGUGGAGGGAGGGAGUAGUUGAAGUUUUUUUUUAACUUUCUUUUCUUGGACCAUGAAUAGUCGUUGGUCAAGACCAUAGAAUUUCAAGGCUGUGUAUGGUUGUAUAAACUCGGUAGCAAUUAAAAGGAACAAAUAGUCUAUUAACUUUUAUCAGUUAAUCCUUUAUUCUUCUGUUAUCAAGAACAAAUAGGCUGUGUAUGGUUUGUAUAAAUUCAGUAGUAUUAUUAGAAAUGUUGGCACCAUGCGUUUAUCGGUC
This is a messenger RNA of Cajanus cajan (pigeon pea), 2220 nucleotides long. RefSeq lists its product as uncharacterized. The record is from RefSeq and is a predicted model, not a curated record. Gene Ontology annotation, molecular function: lipid binding. Lineage: Eukaryota; Viridiplantae; Streptophyta; Magnoliopsida; Fabales; Fabaceae.